GCAGCCAGCAACGCAACUCUUUAUCCUGCCGUCAUGAGGCGUGAUGUCUUAUGGAGCUGCAAUGGACAGAUUCUCUGCAGAGCCACAGAAUGCAGAUAGAAGUUCACCUUGAGCUGGAGUACAACUGUGCAACUCUGGACCUCUGGGAUUAUAAGAAAUGCUUACUGAUCCCAUCACCAAGAACAGCAGAGAUUUCACUGGAUCUGACUACCCGUGAUGACACAAGCGGCUCAUGAAUCUUUCAUUCUGGUGUCAGAUAUUCUGAUAGAACGGCUCUAAAGUGCCAAACCCAGGACCAAACAGGUAGUUUGCCUGGAAGAAACUCCUAGAGAGCAUUUAGUUCUAAGAUUAAGACAUAAAGUACUCACGCUGGAAGCCCGUAAAGCAACAACCAAGCAGGUCCUGCAGCCCAAGGAUCCUGGAGCCGGCCUGACCUUGGACCGGCUGUCACCUGAACCCCUACUGGCACCAGCAGAACUUCCCAGCAUGUCUCAGACUGGGGGGAGGUACCACAACAAAAAAGCUGGCAUCCGGGCCGCUGUGAUUCUGAUUGGACUCCUGCACAAGUCACGGAAAGCAAAGGAGAAGGAGAGGGAGAAAGAGAGAGAAGAGAGCGAAGGGAAGCAGGAGCUGCUGAACAUUUCCAAUGUCCCGAUGGGAGAGUGUCCCCCCUCACCACCCCGCACUGCCCCUCCCAGCAUGAAGUCUGCAGAGUUCUUUGAUAUGCUGGAGAAGAUGCAGGAGUCCUGGUCAAGACAGCAGCAUCAAAAAUCCCACAAAUAAAAUAAACGACAGACCAAAAGAAAAAAAAGGUGGCCCUGCUGCUCAGAUGCAACGGAUGUCAGCCCUGGAUGGUUUUUACAGUCACUGGAGAACAUAAAAAAGAA
Molecule: messenger RNA, 887 nt
Organism: Cheilinus undulatus (humphead wrasse)
Lineage: Eukaryota; Metazoa; Chordata; Actinopteri; Labriformes; Labridae
Product: rap1 GTPase-activating protein 2-like
Exons: 5
Coding region: 487-783 (98 amino acids)
Source: RefSeq, a predicted model, not a curated record